ACAAACGUCGGAUAUUAUUAGAUGAAUUGAUGUUUUCUGUAUAAAAAUAUUCCUAAUUAAAUCUUUUUACACUCUGUCUCCUAAAUGUGAUUCUUAGGUUUUUAUUUUUUCAAGAAAAUCCUACUCACAUCGUUAAUAAAGGAUGUCAUUUAAAGAUUUGAGAUCAUUUACGGAAAUGAUGAGAGCUUUAGGAUACCCAAGGUUAAUUUCUUUAGAAAAUUUUCGAUAUCCAAAUUUUACUUUAGUUGCUGAAAUAUUGCAGUGGCUUGUUAAAAGAUAUGAUCCGAAUGCUGAACUUCCCGAUGACAUUGAUACUGAGCAAGAUAGAGUUAUAUUUGUUAAAUCAAUUGUACAAUUUAUGGUAACAAAAGCUUACAUAAAGUUGAAUGCAAAGAAAUUAUAUAUGGCUGAUGGAUAUGCAGUGAAGGAACUCUUGAAAAUUACAUCUGUAUUAUAUGAAGCAAUGAAAACUAAAGUUGAGAAUGAUUUGGAAUCAUUGGAUGAUGACUCCCCUGGGAAUCAUAGUUUUGAUAUUUCAGCCAAGUCAGGAGAUUUAAAAGUAACUCGUCACCUUGCUUCUGAAAUUACCGUCAAAGGAGCAUCUUUAUAUGAUUUACUACUGAAAGAAAUGGAUUUACGAGAAAGUCGAUCGUCAGUCAUAUCAAAACAGCUGGAUAUAACUGAAAUUGAACAAGGUAUUAAGCAAGCAACAAAAGGAUUAGAAGAGGAAAUCAAGAAAACAAAUAGCAUGAUUGAAAAUAUUGCUGCUGAUGAAGCAAAUUUAGAAGCCAAAAUUGAGAAAAGAAAACUUGAUUUAGAAAGAAACCAAAAACGAUUGCAAACUUUAAAAUCUGUCAGGCCAGCUUUUAUGGAUGAAUACGAGCGCUUGGAAGUUGAAUUAGAGGAUCUUUAUAAGAAAUAUGUAAUGAAGUUUACUUGGUUGGCUUAUCUGGAGCAGCAACUAGAAGAGCUUGAAAAAAUCGAGCAAGAACUAAUAUUGCAAAGAGAAGAAGUAACAAAGAGAAUGGUAGAAAAGCUACGACAAGAAGAUUUACUCCGCAGCGAAGAAAGUGGAAACUUGGAUGAUUUUCUGAUUGUGAAUGUUGAAAAUGACGUGAAUGCUCCGAGGGAAAAACCACGAAGGCCGCAACCUGCUCGAGUUAGAAGAGAUGCUCAAAGACGAGUAUAUGGUUCUAUGAGUGGAGGUGAUAAGGAAGACAGUCUUGACUCCGAUUCAGAUUUGGACUUAGAUGGUGAAGAUGAUGAUGGGUCUGAAGUGAGUGAUGAUGAUCAAGAUCUUGAAAAUCUCUCGGAUCUUAAAAUUGCCGUCACAGAUCCUGCUCAUGACUUCUGAAUUGAAUAUGAAUGAGAUAUUUUUAUUUUGAUAGAACAAAUACUAAAAAAAAAAAAAGAACUAGAUAAUAGAACUUUAGUAGGUCGGGAAAAACUUUGUUUAUCUGGGAAACAACAAGAUGGUGUGUUAUAUGUGGCAUUGAAAAUACAAAAGAACUUGUUUCUGAUGAUGCACUGAUUAUGCCUGUUUUAGCAAUUGACAUUUUAUCAGCAGAAACAUAACAUUUUCAUAAUGCCAGAAAGAAAUGAAUUUUUCAAGACUUUUAAUCCAAUGAUUAAUCUGCUUAUUUUGGAAACAUUUAUUUUCUUCAUUAAAUAUUGCAUUAUUUAACCCCAGAUUGCUUGCGCACCUCUUCGCUUUCAAUCAAAUUUCUCCCCACCUCUUUUUUGGAAGUGGACGAUUCCUUGAGUAGCUGACCCAUAGGUCAUAACCUUGAAGGGGUAGAAACGGUGGGGACAUUCUAAAAUUAGUCUCUUUGGAAUUGACUUCUACGGGUGUAUCAUACCCUGCGCAAGUAUUUCUGCUACAGUUCUGAACUAAAGUAUAUGCAAUGCUUCCAAGAGACUUAAAAUUAAAACUAGGAUCUAGUGACGACAUUGCAUCCCCUGCUAAAAAAGCAAAGUUAACGUACAAAAGUUGUACUGAAAGCCGCAAUAUAUAAGACAAAAACCAAAUUUGUGUGUGAAAAAUGUGACAAAAACAUUUACAUGGACCAUAUGGCAUGCAUUUGCAAAAAAAAGGUAGAAAUUGAAUGCAAGUCUUUAAAGAAAGUAUUUUAUAACUAUACUUUUUUUCUCUUAUUUGCAUUUUCAAACUUUUUGAAAAAAAAUUGAACUCAAAUACUAAAAAACCUCCUCGGGUAUGAGAUACCCUAUGCGAGCAAUCUCGGGUUAAAAAUACUUUUGUUUUACAUGUUUGUUAAAAUAAUUAUUAUUAUACCAAUAAUAACUUUUAUUAAAUGUUAAAAAAAUAAAUACAGGAAAUAUGAGAGUUUCUAUUAAUAUACUCAAAAUAGUUUUUGAUACUUAAAACUGUUUGAGAGGCAGAAGUAAACAAAAUAGAGAUAAUAUAAAUUUCUAUUUUGUGCAAUAAAAUUUGUGUUUGUGCCUUUUAUGCCAUUGGUGAAUUUGCUGUGAUCAAUCAUUGAAUCAUAUUGUUAUAUCUAGUCAAUACAUAUGUAAAAUGUUUAGUUCAUUAAAAAUAUAUGAAA
Molecule: messenger RNA, 2564 nt
Organism: Uloborus diversus
Lineage: Eukaryota; Metazoa; Arthropoda; Arachnida; Araneae; Uloboridae
Product: clusterin-associated protein 1 homolog
Exons: 11
Coding region: 143-1354 (403 amino acids)
Biological process (GO): cilium assembly
Cellular component (GO): cilium; centrosome; intraciliary transport particle B
Source: RefSeq, a predicted model, not a curated record